UGUGGGCGGGGCCAGCUGAGUGGGCAGUGAGGUGGUGACCAUGAUCGCCACAGGGGGCUUGCUGCGUAUCAAUGCACGCCGGCAGGACUCUCUGCGUUCCAAGACACGGGCGGAGAACCGGAGGAAGAGGAAGGCCAGGAAGAAGAGGAGGAACGAGGUGGUGGUGGUUCAGGGGAAGCUGCAUCUCUUCUCCCUUUCCGGGCUGGUCGCUGCUGUGGGCUUGGUCAUCCUGCUGGUGGGCGUGGCCAUGGCCAUCCUGGGCUACUGGCCUCGGGACAGCCUUCUCUACCCAGGACCCACCAGGGUGGCAGCGGUGGGUGAGGAGUUGGUGAACCGCUCUACCGGUUUCACUGGGACUAAUGGCACAAACUCUGUCCAGGCACCACGCAGCUUCCUGGAACAGUUCCUGGAUAAGUACCUCUACUCAAACAUGCUGAAGGUUUUAGGACCUCUCAUCAUGGGAAUUGGCAUCUUCCUCUUCAUCUGUGCCAAUGCUGUUCUGCACGAGGACCGAGACAAAAAGACCAAAAUAAUCAAUCUCCGAGACAUCUACUCCACGGUGAUCGACGUCCACAGCCUGCGCAAAGACUGCUCACCACUCAAUGGCUUUGUCAACUACGUCCAAUCAAAAGGUUUGGAGGGGAAGUCAAGCGCUGCCUAUGCUGCUGCCCUAUUGGCUAGGACAUCCCCUCGGCAGUGGGAGAGUGUGAUUUCAGCAGCCCCCUCUGUCCACUCCUUUACCCUGCCCCUGACCCGUUCCUCCCAUCGUUCCAGCCAGCAGCACCAGCGCCGGCCGUCAGCCAGGGCUGAGGCAGGGAGGGGGAACAGGGCGGGCCUCGGGGGCCUAGGGGAUGCUGGGGGCGAUGGAGAGGGGAAGGUGCAGACGGGGAGGACUCAGGACUGGGUAGAGGUUUCCAGGAGCAGCUGCAGCCUCACGGGAGCGACACAGGGCUCCCAGGCCCAGCUCCUCCCCUCUUCCCCUGACCAAACCCACAGGCCCACGGCCUCCCACCUCUCCCUCAGCGCUUCCCCCCCCUCCGGCCAUGCAGUGGACCGCUCCAGGAGACUGAGCUGCCCCCGGUUAGACAGCUACAGCUGCACGGGUUAUACUAAACUAGGGAGCAUGGGGGGGGAGUCGUUCGAGUCCAGUGAGGUGGCUACCUUCAGUCACAUAACAGUUCUGGACAGAGGUCAGAGGUCAUUGGAAGCUGGCGAGAAGGAAGAGAGCCAAGCAGGAAGUGAGGCUUCAGAGGGAGCAGGAAAACGGAAGUACUCCAACAAAGAGAAGCUACAGAUAAUCUCUCGGACGGACUCGGGGCUUGACCAAUCACAGGAGGUGGAAUGCCUGGGACAAGAGGGGGAGGGGCCUGGAACCUGAAGCUUCG
This is a messenger RNA of Hypomesus transpacificus, 1385 nucleotides long. Its product is annotated as transmembrane protein 200C-like. Bases 41 to 1378 code for a protein of 445 amino acids. NCBI's taxonomy places the organism in Eukaryota, Metazoa, Chordata, Actinopteri, Osmeriformes, Osmeridae. The transcript is spliced from 3 exons. The record is from RefSeq and is a predicted model, not a curated record.